UGCGGGAAGGGAAAGGGUUAGGCGCGCAAGCACCACGUGAAGGGGGAAGAGCUUGCGCCUGGCUCUCCGCCUCCUCGCCUUCGCAACCCGGAAAGCAGCCCCGGCCACGAAAGCGGGGCGGGCAUGGCGGGGAUUAAAGCCUUGGUUUUGCUGUCAUUUACUGGUGUCAUUGGCCUGACAUUUCUUAUGUUGGGAUGUGCCUUGGAACGUUAUGGGGUCUACUGGCCAUUAUUUGUCUUGAUAUUCUACUUCAUAAGCCCCAUUCCUCACUUCAUUGCAAAAAGAGUCAGUGAUGACACAGAUGCUGCAAGCAGUGGCUGCAUAGAACUGGCAUACUUUUUCACUACGGGAAUUGUGGUUUCUGCCUUUGGAUUUCCUAUCAUUCUUGCCCGUGUUGAACUGAUCAAGUGGGGAGCUUGUGCCCUUGUGCUGGCUGGCAACGCUGUAAUUUUCCUUACCGUUCUAGGCUUUUUUGUUCUUUUUGGCAGAGGAGAUGAUUUUACCUGGGAACAGUGGUAGACUUCAGUAUGAUCUGGAUCUGCACUACCUAACACACAUGGACCUUAACUAUUGACUUGGCAUUUACAGUGCAUUGUAAUUGUGUGUAUAUACAAUGUAUAUAUGUGCAUAUGUUAACCUAUAUUAAGUACAUGCAUGUAUAGUCAUACAAAGUUUGAAAUGAAAAUAGCCUUUAGGCAAAAUCCAACAGUGCAUUGUGAUAUCCAACACCAGCAACACUAAAAGCACCAGCAGCACACUGAAUUACCUGCUCUGGAGAAUCUCUACAUUUUUGGAACAAUUUGUAGGAUGGAUGGAUGGAGUAGGAGCUGCAGGAAGAGGAAUGUCACUCAUUCUGCCAGAGGCAACAGCAAUCAGCUGAAGAAAAAAAUUAGAUUUUGACUUUGAUAUUUUGAGUGAUUAUAAACACAGGUAAUUCAUUGCAUUCCAAAGACUGGUGUAUGUGUUUAGUAUAAUGUGUGUAAUCUACUAUAGCAUCUGAAGAUUUUGGAAGGGACCCCUUUCAGACACAUUCUUUGGGGAAAAAACAGGGUAUAAAAAGUGGGAUUGUAAUUGAUUGAUCAGUUGAUUUUAGCAUACAUAUUGCAGUUUGUGAUUGGAAGCUAAGCAGGCUUGAGUCUGUUUAGUACUUGAAUGGAAUUGCCAAGAAAUGCCAAGAGAUGUAGGUUAUAUUUCAAAGCAAAGCAAAGACAAACCGCAUCUGAGUUUUCCUUGCCUAAGAAAACCCUAUGAAAACAAUGUAUUCGCCAUAAGUCAACAGACAACGUAAAGCCACAUAAACACAUAGGGUUUUCCCUGGUAUUUGCAAUUGAUACAACAAUUCCUUUUUUGGUGUUGUUUAUUACACUAUAGUAAAACAUCUUGAGCCUUAAGAAAUAGAAAAUAAAAUCUCUUAAAAGAUCAACAGAUUUGAUUUUGUUCCAGUACUGAUAUAACUGUUCUCUAAUAGAACUCUCUGUUGACAACUAUUUUUAAGUAAAAUGGAGCAUCCAUCCCAUCCAUCAUAAUUCACACAAUUUUUAAUUACUCAGUCUUAAAAAUGAUUUUUCAGCUUUCUCCUCCCCUCCCCCAAAAGGUUUUACAUGCCUACAUUUAGAAUAUAUAUAUAUAUAUAUAUAUAUAUAUAUAUAUAUAUAUAUAUAUAUAUUAGUUUUGAAUUCAGUGAUAUAAUUGUGAAAUGUUCUUUCACAUGGUGGAUUACAUUCAUAAUUUUACUCAGACAGAUUAACAAACUCUUUCCAUCCAUAGGAGACUUCCAGUCCAUCAAAAGACACCCACUGACAGCAAAGAGCAUAUUUUCAUUGAUUCCAUUGCAGACCCCAGUGCUGUCCCAUAUCACAUUCUGAAGUAGUAACUGAGUAUCCAGAGAGUGAAAUAGAAGUUAGUGUGAACUACAAAGAGAAGGCAAGAUAGACAAAUAUUGUGUACCCCCUUCCUUUCUGCCUGUUGGAGUGCUUCUUUUUAAAAUGGUAACAAAAUGGCAAACUUUCCCUCUCUUUCCUUUGUAAAUUCUGAUUGCUGUUGCUUGCCUGUUGCAAUUUGUUUGAAAUGGGUUUAACUGCUAAGCUUAUAAGGAUUCCAGAUGGCUUGAUACUGAGAAGUUCCAAGUUUGUUAACCUGUUUGUACUGAACAUUCAUCUACUUCAGUGUUUUCCAUGAUAGUAAACCUCGAAGUGCCUUUACCUCCCAAGAUUAUUGUGGUUGAAGAAAAUUUGUGCAUUAUGUAAUAUGUGUUUUUGCAAUCUGAUCUUUCAACAAACCAGCUGCUUUGUAUUUGCUCUUGUUUAACCUUUUCUAUAUUUUAUAUCUGCAAUUCUGUAACUUUAUUAUAAACUGUAUCAUUUGAAGUACUAAAAUCAUGCACUAUUGGAAUGUAAUUGUGAACAGAAACAAGAUUCAAACUCUAAUAAAACUAAACUUUAAAAUA
This is a messenger RNA of Anolis carolinensis (green anole), 2446 nucleotides long. RefSeq names its product leptin receptor overlapping transcript (gene leprot). Bases 124 to 519 code for a protein of 131 amino acids. Lineage: Eukaryota; Metazoa; Chordata; Lepidosauria; Squamata; Anolidae. Gene Ontology annotation, biological process: negative regulation of growth hormone receptor signaling pathway; late endosome to vacuole transport via multivesicular body sorting pathway. The record is from RefSeq and is a predicted model, not a curated record. Gene Ontology annotation, cellular component: endosome. The transcript is spliced from 4 exons.